GUUUCGCUGUUGAGUAUCUCGUUGUACUUUGUAGACUGUUCCACAGAGUAGCCAUUUUUGUAGUUUAUAAGAAAAUCUCUUUGUUUUAAGACUUUUGUUUUCCUGUUCAUGUACUGUUAAGUAUUCAAAUUGUGAUUUGGUAUUCCAAUAAGGUUCCAGUUAACAUCCAACUUGCUCGUCAUUAUUUUGCUGGCAUACGUUAUGCAAUCUGUUCAAAUAAUCAAAGCAAUGAAAUAAAUACGGAAAAAAGAGUCAAAUAGUCCAAAAGCAGAUCAAAAAUUACAUCAAAACGAAAUGUGUUUACGCGAGUAACAUUGAUAACGAAACCAAUAUAUAAUCAGCAACAGCGAUCGAAAGCCAGUCGAAAGGCAAAUAACCUUAUCUGAACUCUUUGCACACCGUAUAUUCAUACAUAUGUAUGCAUAACAACCUACAUCUAUUGAAUAAUAACAUUGGUUCAUAUAUGGCUGGAUAUAUGGACAUAUAGAAGAGACAUGGAAACAUUGACACAUGCAUCAGUAAUUGCAAAUGCCAAUUUUAACGGAGAUAAUUGCUGCAAAAAAAUAUCGCAACCGCAUCCUCAACAUUUUAAAUGAUGAUGGCUGGAAAUCAAUUGACUGAACCCAGUAAAAGUGAUGAAUUGUCGAUUCAGCUUUUAAUUUCCGAUAACAAUGGGACCGACGACGCCACUAUCAGUCAAAAUGGUAUGGCUUAUCGAGCAGAAGGAAAUGCUAAUUUAGUUCUAUCAAUCAACCAACGGAGGCAAAUUUUGCGACUACUAAAAGUGGUGAAAGAAUGCAAUGAUGGUGGCAGGGAUGAUACCGAACUGGAAAAACUGCAACAAACUCUUGCCUAUGUACAAUCAUUUACGCUUCUGUUGACGGACGAAUUCACAGUCAUACCGCAAAUAGCUGAAGUUAUUAUAAACGACUAUAAUGCAUUUAAUAGGUGGCUGCUUCCGUAUCGUCCAGAAGAGCGAACGGUGAAAGAAGUACGAUGUCGAUACGGUUUGCUAUAUCCUGACGUGGCUUUCAUGCCAGACCGAUUAUCGUUAAACAAAAGCAGCGAACUGUGGAACGGUGACCAAGAUACAUACUGCAUUGAAAUAAAACCGAAACAAGGAUGGACACUGGGUAAAUGCAACCCGAAUCCAUUUCCCGGCAUUGAUCUCAAUGGAAUUGAUAAAUGCCGCUAUUGUGCUAUGCAGUAUUGGAAGCUCGGCGAAGGGAAGAUUCAGAGAGUAAGUCACUACUGUCCGAUAGAUCUCUUCAGUGGAUAUAGCAACAGAAUGCGUCGAGCGAUAUCAGGUCUGAUAGAAGAACCACAAAAUAAUUUCCGUUUAUGCAAAAAUGGUCAACUGGUCUUCGACGAUAAGACUGAACCUUCAGCAAUUCAUUCGAUUGUUGGCGAUAUUUUCAAACAGCGGCCUUCUGUUACAUUAGAUGACUUUGUUUACCUGAUUCUGUUGAUGUUGAUAAAAGACUUCAAUCAAAUCGUAAAAGAUGGUGGUGACAUUUCGAAGACACACAACACCAACGAUAGAAGCUGCUUCGAACCAACAAAAAACGCUCUGCCUGCAAACUCCAUUCUGAAACAAAUUUUGGAUAUUCAAUUGUUAUCGAAGUCAUAUGUUUGGUCCAUUGACGAUUUCAAAGAAACCCAUUCAAAUGCACCAUCACAAUGUUCAAAUAAAGAUUUUACAAACCGGGUCGCCGAUAUAAGCAACAGUCGUUCGUCGGUACGAGAAAAUUUCUUCGAAAAUCUAAGCAAAACAGAGUGUUAUACAUUGGGUGCAACUGCAUUAGACUGUUCGAUAAUGUUGACCUUUCAAUGGAUAUAUGAUACCGACACCGACAGCAUCACAGACAAUGUGCGAAAGCACAUCAUCAGCCAUGGUCGUGAUAAGUUUUUAGUAAAUGCUACGGUUGUCGAUGUUGACCCUAAAACGCCCGAUCACUUUGUGAAGUACAUAAAACAAACGAAUGCAUCGCAUAGGGCUUAUAGAGGAACGUUAAACAACGAAUUAGAAAGUAUACAGACGGAAAAUUAAAUUUCGUUUGAAAGUUUGCAUUUGAUUAUACACUUCCUAAUAACGUUCGAUUGUUUGUUCGUUUGUUUGCAAUCGAAUCGUUGGAAUUUAAAUGAAUGAACCAAUUUUUUUGUACAAAAGUUAAUUAGAUUGUUCGAUUUGAUGUAAUAAAAAAAGUGUUCAUCAGA
Bradysia coprophila is the source of this 2217-nucleotide messenger RNA. RefSeq names its product Inositol phosphate kinase 1 (gene Ipk1). Gene Ontology annotation, molecular function: inositol-1,3,4,5,6-pentakisphosphate 2-kinase activity; ATP binding. Gene Ontology annotation, biological process: inositol phosphate biosynthetic process. NCBI's taxonomy places the organism in Eukaryota, Metazoa, Arthropoda, Insecta, Diptera, Sciaridae. Gene Ontology annotation, cellular component: nucleus. The record is from RefSeq and is a predicted model, not a curated record.